Alternaria burnsii is the source of this 855-nucleotide messenger RNA. RefSeq lists its product as uncharacterized. The record is from RefSeq and is a predicted model, not a curated record. The transcript has 3 exons. Lineage: Eukaryota; Fungi; Ascomycota; Dothideomycetes; Pleosporales; Pleosporaceae. The coding region runs from base 1 to 855 and encodes 284 amino acids.
AUGUCCAAGAUACCUAUAUCACCUAUAGACGUGCCGGUUUGGGAUAUCGAUUUGUUCGACAACCCUGUUACGACAAUAGGAACUCUCAAAGCAGCCGGCAAAAUCGUCAUCUGCUACUUCAGUGCUGGAACAGCGGAAGAUUGGAGAGAUGAUUACGGAAGUUUUGCAGCUGCUGAUCUUGGAAAGGUGCUCCCGGAGUGGCCCAAUGAGAGAUGGUUGCGGACGGGCAGCCAAAGCAUUAGAACACUCAUGGCCAAGCGCAUCAAGUUGGCUGCGGACAAGGGCUGCGAUGCUAUCGAUCCGGACAACACAGAUGGAUAUCAGAACGACAACGGAUUGAACCUUAAGAACACGGACGCUAUCGAAUACGUGCGAUGGAUGCAGCAGGAAGCCGCUAAAUACGACAUGAGAAUUGGGCUUAAGAACAGCCUCGAUAUCCUCAGCGAUGUGUCGCCGAUCAUAGACUUUGCAGUCAACGAGCAAUGUGCGCAACACGGCGAGUGUCAAGCCUACGAGAACUUCAUCGCUCUCAACAAGCCAGUUUUCCAUAUCGAGUACCCUCUUCCGCUUAAUGCGCAAGCUGUGAAUGGCGCAUCUUGUAAAGGAACAGGCGUGGCUGGACUCAGUACCAUCAUGAAGGAUCUCCAACUGAACGGCAUGUCGUACUAUUGUGACGGCAGCUAUGUUGAUACACCGACGUUAGGAGACGAGUUCGAGCCGCACAGCCCCAAUGCCAACGCGAACAAGCUCCUCGCGUCCUCAACCUUCGAGCACGAAAACAUCUACAAUGUUGCCAAGUCGCACUUCGUCAGCGCAAAGACCAACAAGUACAUCGGGUGGUGGAGGAGGAUGUAG